ACAUCUAUAUUUUCUCUUAUCUCACGCAUUCUAUAACUCCAUAUCCCAAACAACAAAAUACAACAAAAAUUUUAAAAAAAAGAAAAAGUAUACUAGUAGUUAAAUCAAUCAACAAAAAUUGUUACAAAUAACAUCAUUCCAUCCACAAAUUCUUUCAAAAAAAAAAUUAAAAUAAUGUCCACCAACACCUUAAACUCUAUACACCACCACUACCACCGCUCUCUCCGGCGGCGCCACUCCCUAGACUCCCCCCGCGCAACCCUAUUCCUCCGCCGCACCACCACCACCACCUCGCUCUCCCACUCCUCGACCACCUUCGCCGCCACCUCCGCCGCCACGUCCACCCCCACCACCGACCCCUCCACCUCAAAAUAUUCCACCUCACUCGACCUCCUCCGGCAGCACCUCACCGGAAAAGACCUCCGGCAGGCCGACGAGGAGACCCGCCGCCUCAUCAUCGCCCUCGCCGGCGACGCCGCCGUGAAGCGCGGCUACGUCUUCUUCUCUGAGGUCCAAUUCAUCCCCGCCUCGGCGCUCCGGGAAAUCGACGCGCUGUGGCGGGAGCACAGCGACGGGAAGUUCGGGUACAGCGUGCAGCGGAGGAUCUGGAAGAAAUUGAACAGGGAUUUCACGGAGUUCUUCAUCAAGGUGGGGUGGAUGAAGAAGCUGGAGAGCUCGGAGGUGGAGCAGUAUAAUUACAGGAGCUUUCCGGCGGAGUUUACGUGGGAUAUGGAGGAGGGCCCGCCGGAGGGGCAUCUGCCGCUCACGAAUGCGCUGAGAGGGACGCAGCUGCUCAGUUGCAUUCUCACCCACCCUGCUUUUGACGGAGAAGAUGAUGAUCAGAGUGAUGAUGAGAGAGAGAGUGGAGCUGUGGUUAAGCCUUUCACCACUCCCUUCCAAACUAAUUACUCUUUCUGAUUAAUGUAAUCCCUUCUUUUUAUUCUCGAUAUAAUGCUUUUAUAAUAUCAAAGGAGUCAAAUAAAUUCAUUACUAGUUCUUUUUUUGCA
Messenger RNA from Salvia splendens (bonfire salvia), 1007 nucleotides. RefSeq names its product tetrapyrrole-binding protein, chloroplastic. The record is from RefSeq and is a predicted model, not a curated record. The transcript has 2 exons. The coding region runs from base 175 to 918 and encodes 247 amino acids. Gene Ontology annotation, molecular function: tetrapyrrole binding. Lineage: Eukaryota; Viridiplantae; Streptophyta; Magnoliopsida; Lamiales; Lamiaceae. Gene Ontology annotation, biological process: chloroplast-nucleus signaling pathway. Gene Ontology annotation, cellular component: chloroplast.